Messenger RNA from Funneliformis geosporum, 1138 nucleotides. The record is from the annotation of a GenBank genome assembly. Lineage: Eukaryota; Fungi; Glomeromycota; Glomeromycetes; Glomerales; Glomeraceae.
AAACAUCUUCCAAUCUCUUUUACUUGAUAAAUGUGUUCCAAUAUCAGAAUUUUUUGAAUGUCUAUAUGAAAUAACACAAUUAUUAGAAAGCACAAGUUCAUCUACUUGGUCCGUUAUGGUUAUAAAUUCUUCUUACGAUUCUGAUAUUAAAAAAAUCGUUAAUGAGACAAAAAUGCAACCAUGUUGGAGUGAUGAUUUAAAUGAACGCCCUACUCUUCAACAAGUAGUUGAUUCACUGAGAGCAAUUAUUUUCGAGCAUUAUGAUACAUUUCAGUCUAUUAUUAUUCACACGAAAAAUAAAAUAGAAUCGCAACGUGAUAUGCAUUCUAAUUCAGAAUCUUUUAUCAUGUAUAGUAAUAAUUCUGAGUUAUUUUUAAGUAAAUUGAUACAAGAAAUUAACUUAGAGUCAGUAGAUAAUGAAGGGCAUUCACAUAUAUUACAUCAAGCAGAAAAAUUAUUUUUGAAAAUAUUUGAUGUAGAAGACAGUAUAGAUAUUCUUAUUGAUAAAUUAAUCGUACUUUUAAUUAAAAUACAUGAUGAGGGAAAUGAUUUUAAUGAAACAAAGCAUUUCAUCAAUCAAUGUAUAUUUCUUUCAAACCAAAAUUCAAAUAAUAUUUUUGAAUGGCUUAAAGAGAAUCAAGUUGAAUCUAAACAUGUCUAUCUUUUGGGAUUUUUCUAUUUUAAUAAUAUUAAUUUUGAAAAAAAUAACAAUAAAGCAUUUAAACUGUUUUUAAGUGCUUCAAUAAAUAAUUAUUCUAUUGCACAAGCCGUAAGAAAUAAAAGUAUUUUUGGACAACUUAAUCUUGGUAGUUAUUAUGAAAAAAAAAAAGAUUACAUAAGUGGAAAAUUUAGACUUGGAAUUUGUUACUAUUUUGGAAUUGGAACUGAAAUUAAUAAAGAAAAGGCAUUUAAUAUAUGUGCAGAUUUAGCUGAAAAAUAUAACUAUGCACAAGCAUUUUUGGGUUAUUUAUAUGAUAAUUAUGAUAUAGAUGAGGUUAAUUACUGGUAUCAUAAAGCUGCUAAUAACAAUAAUCAAGAAGCAUUAUAUAAAUUGGGUGAAUUUUAUGAAAUAGGAAAAGGAGUUUAUAAGAAUUUAGUUAGAGCGUUUGAAUUUUACAAAAAAUCUAGAAUGUUUUGA